AUGAAGUUUUCAAUUCUCUCCUUUACCCUCCCUAUUCUGGGGUUGGAUGCGCUCGUCAAUGCCCUGCCGACUGUGGAAAACAUUGCUAGAUUCAAUGCGGAUCAGUCUCACGAAGGAUGUCCGUAUGCGCAGCUUCAAGCCGAGCUCAAGCAUAAGCGCGAAAAGCGGAUGCUUUUCGACACAAUGAAAAAACCCAUCGAGACUACUGGAAAACAUGCUUUCGUACCACCCAACUUCGAAGCCGGUGAUCAGCGAGGCCCUUGCCCAGGCUUGAACGCUUUGGCAAACCAUGGAUAUAUCCCACAUAACGGGGUUACAACUACAGCUCAAGUUAUCUUUGCGAUCAACGAUGUAUAUGGAAUGGGCCUCGACCUUGCGACAAUUCUUGGAGUCUUGGGAACUGUGUGGGUUGGGAAUCCAAUCUCCUUAACUCCAGGAUUCAGCAUUGGAGGGCCGACUCAUCUGUCUGAAAAUAUCCUGCACGAUCUUCUUGGCUUGGUUGGCACCCCGCAAGGUCUAAUCGGGUCUCACAACAUGAUCGAAUCAGACUCUUCCAAUACGCGAGAUGACCUAUAUGCCACAGGAAAUGCACAUACACUUCGAAUGGACAAGUUUAUGGCUUGGUAUAACAUGUCCAGGGAACACCCGGUCGGGGAUUAUAACAUGGACGUCAUGGCACGCCGGGCAGCGGACAGAUUCCAAGAAAGCAAAUUUGAGAACCCAUACUUCUACUACGGCCCAGUUACCGGUUUGAUCAACCGCAACGCUGGGUACAUUUUCCCCGGUCGACUAUUCAGGAACCAUUCCAGUGGAAACCCUCAGGGUGCCUUGACAAAAAACAUUAUCAAGAACUUCUACGGUAUUUAUGGCGAAGAGGACUGCUUCGAGUACAAGGAGGGCUGGGAAAGGAUUCCAGAAAACUGGUAUCGCACGCCAGUCGAUUACGGUCUAAUCCAAUUUAAUCUUGAUAUCAUUGACUGGGUUGUUAAAUAUCCCGAGUUGGCAAGCAUCGGCGGUAACAUGGGCAAAAUCAACACUUUCGCCGGUAUCGACCUUGGCAAUCUUACAAGCGGGAUUGCAAACGCCGGCCAUAUUCUCGAAGAAAACAAUCUCAUCUGCUUCCUUCUCCAGUUCAUCAAAACCUUCGCUCCCAACGUUCUAUCUAGCACCGUCGCUACCCUCGAAGCCCCACUCAAGCUCCUGACCGAGACUAUCAACACUCCUCUCCUUGAUCUCGGCUGUCCCGCAAUGGCUGACCUAACCAAGGGCGGCAAGCCUAUUUGGGAUGUGUUGCUGGAUACAUUUCCCGGUGCAAAGAAGGGCGGGACUCCACUCUGAAUUCUGAACUAAGCGGGCCUUAAUUCUCAACCAAUGUAGGUUUACAUUGAUUGGAUAUAGCCGAAAGUAGCCUAAACUCUUGAAUAAUAUCGUUUGAUUCUUUAGCCUUCUUUUCAACCUAUCUACUGUGUCUGCGGUUUCGUUGUCCCAGACAGUUCUUCAUCAUCAAGUUGGCUAUCAAACAUAGCUAGUUCUCACUUUUAUCUCUCUCUAUUAUGCAUGUGCAGGGCGCGUUUGACCUUAAUUCCUC
Histoplasma capsulatum G186AR is the source of this 1588-nucleotide messenger RNA. RefSeq lists its product as uncharacterized. Gene Ontology annotation, molecular function: peroxidase activity. The transcript has 7 exons. The coding region runs from base 1 to 1338 and encodes 445 amino acids. The record is from RefSeq and is a predicted model, not a curated record. NCBI's taxonomy places the organism in Eukaryota, Fungi, Ascomycota, Eurotiomycetes, Onygenales, Ajellomycetaceae.